Messenger RNA from Megalops cyprinoides (Indo-Pacific tarpon), 2414 nucleotides. RefSeq names its product TPX2 microtubule nucleation factor (gene tpx2). The record is from RefSeq and is a predicted model, not a curated record. The coding region runs from base 106 to 2283 and encodes 725 amino acids. Gene Ontology annotation, biological process: regulation of mitotic spindle organization; activation of protein kinase activity. NCBI's taxonomy places the organism in Eukaryota, Metazoa, Chordata, Actinopteri, Elopiformes, Megalopidae. The transcript is spliced from 17 exons. Gene Ontology annotation, cellular component: spindle; microtubule.
UGCUGGGUGUCUUCGCGGAUAGCGUUUGUAGUGAGUUUGAGCACGAUAAAGGAAUCUGUAUUUGAACAGGCCAGGAGUUUUAAGGAGGAUAGACAGGCUUCGGAGAUGGACUUGCAUCAAGAAAACGCGGCCUCUUACGAGUUUGAUGCACCAUCACAUGUCGUAGAUUUCGCCUCUUUGGAUGUCGAGGACAAUGCAGAUCGUUGGUUUGAUCGCAUGUCAGACCCUGCAGCUUGCCAGCUCAUAACCCCACUGAAGACGGACAAACCUUGGAGCAGCCCAGCAAAUACGGACAUUCCCAGGGCAGUGGUGUCUCCCAGGCCAAGAGCUGACAAUGCUACCAAAGUUUCAGAUGAAGAUAAUCCAAACUCUGCAGUGCCCUCAAAUGUUGUGACGUCAUGGGGUAAUGGCCAUCCCUCCACCUCUCUCCAGGCCCAGAGAAAGGCUCCAUCCCGACAGCCGCGCAGGGUGUCAAAGCGCAAGGAAGCAGUCAGACAAGAGGAAAAUAAAAGGGUUGUUGAUACGCCUCCCCCGCAAAAGAAACCCAGGAGGAGCUCAGUAUCCCGACCCCUGCGCCGCAGCGUGUCCGCGAGUGGCAGCCAGCGAGGAGUUCGUAAUGCCGCACCCGCUGCCCGGUCAGCAGUGGCCACCACUGCCGUCAAGAGAAGUGCGUCUCUGAAGCAGAAGAGCUCAGAGCAGCUGGAGAUUGAGCACAUGCAGGCACUGCAGAAGGAGGUGGCUGAGCAGCGGAAGAAGAACGAGGCCUCCUUCAAGGCAGCUGUAGCAGGCAGUCAGCCGGUUAGGAAGCCUGCCCUGUCUACCACAGUCCCUGUGGAGUUCCGCUUCCGCACAGACGCGAGACUGAAGGCUCAGACUGAAGCCCCCGCAGAUGGUGCCUACAAAGAGGUGGACUUCACUACUCAGCUGCGCAAACACCCGUCCUCCCCUGCGAAGGCUCUGAGAGGCACAACUGUCCCCAAGCCCUUCAAUCUGUCCGGCGGCACCAAACGCAAGCAUGAGGAGACGGAGGCAUAUGUUCCCAUGGCCCAGGCGAUUGAGAGCUUCCAGCGGCGUACACCAGCUCGCUACCACCUGCGUAGCCGGCAGAGGGAGGAGAGAGGUCCAUCCCCAAUGAAGAUGGACAAGCUGAAAAUCACCCACCCCCAGACCCCUCAGCUGAUGACAAGGCAGAGGAGUCGCCCGAUGACAGCGAAGAGUAGCGCUGAGAUUGAGGCGGAAGAGGUGGAGAAGCUUCGCCAGUUCAAGUUCAAAGCUCUUGAGCUGAACAGGAAGAUCCUGGAGGAGGCUCUGGUGCCAAAGAAGCCAACGCCAAAGGAGGUGACCCAGCCAGAGGGCUUUCAUUUGGAGGUGGAGCGCCGGGUGCAGGAGCGGAAAGCCAGCAAGAAGCCAGAGGAGCCUGAGGACCAUACCUUCCACUCACGACCUGUGCCUGUCCGCAUCCUGGAAGACGUGGUGGGUGUCCCAGAGAAAAAGGUACAGAAUCCCACAGUCCCAGAGUCCCCAGCCUUUGCUCUGAAGAACCGCGUACGAGUUGAGCGCAAGGUUGAAGAGACAAAGCCAUCCGCGCCGGUCAAAGUGAUUCCCAUGCCCCACUUUGGCCUCCCCUUCCAGCCCAAGCUUCCAGAGAAGACCCAAGUGGAGGUGUGUCCCUUCUCCUUUGAAGCUCGAGAGCGAGAGAAGCAGGCACUCAAGGAGAAGAGGCUGGAGCACAUGCGUCAUGAAGAGGUGCCCAAGUUCAAGGCCCAGCCGCUUCCAGACUUCAGUGAGGUACAUCUUCCUGCCAAGAAGGUGGCAGAACCCACUAAGGUGGAGCCCUUCAAGCUUAUUAUCGAUGAGCGUGGCACCACUAAGAGCGAGCGCUGGGAACAAAUGAUGAAGGAGGAACUCAAACAGCAGGCAGAAGCGGCGUCUUUCAAGGCACGGCCCAACACAAUCACUCACAAGGAGCCCUUUAUCCCAAAGAAGGAGAACCGCUCUGUUUUGGUUGCAGAUGGCUUCCAGCUGUCCACAGAGCGCCGCGCCAAGGAGCGCCUGGAGUUUGACCGUGCAGUGUGUGAAAAGGAGGCGCUACGUGCGCGCAUGGAAGAGGAGGAGAGGAGGCAGCAGGAGGAGCAAGAGAAGGAGGAGAUCGCACGCCUCCGGCAAGAACAGGUGCACAAGGCCCAGCCCAUCAGACGCUAUAAAGCAGUGGAGCUGAAGAGGAGCGAAGUGCCCCUGACCAUACCCCAGUCCCCCAACUUCUCUGAUCGCUUCCGCCUCUGACCCCCUUCUCUGGAGGGCGCUACCUUUCCUGACUGUACAUAAUUGUAACCAGUAUCGCCAAAAGGUCUCUGACCACUCUUUUACUUCACCCUUCAUUUUUUUACAUAUGUAGCCAAUGAUGAAUAAACAAA